Symsagittifera roscoffensis is the source of this 2932-nucleotide messenger RNA. RefSeq lists its product as uncharacterized. The coding region runs from base 1021 to 2829 and encodes 602 amino acids. Gene Ontology annotation, biological process: chemical synaptic transmission; regulation of membrane potential; nervous system process. Gene Ontology annotation, molecular function: extracellular ligand-gated monoatomic ion channel activity; neurotransmitter receptor activity; transmembrane signaling receptor activity. Gene Ontology annotation, cellular component: synapse; plasma membrane; neuron projection. NCBI's taxonomy places the organism in Eukaryota, Metazoa, Xenacoelomorpha, Acoela, Convolutidae. The record is from RefSeq and is a predicted model, not a curated record. The transcript is spliced from 8 exons.
ACUCAAAAGGUGCGGACAUUUCCACUAUUUUCAAUCAUAUGAUCCGUACUGUCAUAAGUUUCGAAAUCUGCUGCUUACUGACAUACGUUAGCCAGAAGUGACUUUGACGCCCAGCUAUGUUUUGAAGCUUCAAAUCUCGAUCAAAGCCCGUAGCUCAUUUCAAAUCAACAACUUUUCAACCUUCGUUUGCAACAACUACAAAAUUUUCUUAGCGAACAAAGCUUUAUUUGCGCGCAGUUUCUAAUUUAAAAGUAUGAAGAAAAAAUCUUGAGCGCGGGCCGCUCCUUUUGAAGUUCCCUCUUUUUAGAAAUACUCGAAUCAUUUUGCUUCAAUUUGAAUAUUUUUGAUAGGCUUCUUGAAUGAAAGUAAUUUUAUCACUUUUGUGAGUGCCAAAAAGGAAACACUUCUUAAAAAGAUAUUAAAGGAACAAAUUGACAUUUUUUAUUUUGAAUAUCUUUUUUCUUACUUCCGAUAUUUUUUAGUAGAAAAACAAGCUCUCCUUUGUCGCCUUAUAACUACUUUUUAGUUUCAAUUAUAGCAUUUCCACAACUCUGAUUCCGGUUUACUCAAUUCAAUGCAACUUUAAUUGGAAUAAUCUCAGUCUCUCCUCGUCUCAAAUCUUCACUAAUUUCCCCAUUAAAGGUUCAUGUUAUUUUACAUUCAUCCCGAUUUAGAAAUUUGCCUAAGUCAAUGCCAUUAAAAUAUUGUCCAAAUGUACUACUGCCAGGAUUAAGCCCAAUUAGAUUUACACUCAAACUUUCAGCACUUUUUGUCAGCUGAUCUACUUUUUUUUAAUCAAAGCUUGUUAAAAUUCCGCGACUCCUAUUACCAGUAAGAUUCGUUUAGCUUUUGCCCCGCCCCCUGAAUUAGCCACUUUGAAAUUCAAAGGCCGUCUUUCGUAAAACUAGAGUAAACUCAACAAAGAGAAAAAAACUACUGGAAUAGGUUAAAUUUAUCCUUGUAGGCUGCAACAUUAGCAAGCGAACUGACAGACUCCAGUCUGACAGACGUGCUUUGAAAAUGACACCUGAACCUGCCCCCGCAGAUUUCAACUCUCGGCAAAUACGAGACUUACUGAAACUUCUCGUGCAAGUUGGACACACCUCCGAAGAUAUUUUACGCUCUAUUUGCGACAACAACACGAAUAACAACGACACAGGAAACAAUAACUCCUCUCGGACGGCCAUUCGAAGCAACUCUGACUCGGCCACUCGCGAGUCAGUGCCGCCGACACAAAGCUACCCGAAGUUUCAUAUUUCGCCGCCUCCCGAGAAAGACCACGACUCGGAACCUUCGGAGUUUCUCGCAAAUCACGUAAACAGAAGCUGCUUCAACAGUAAUCUGGCGACUACUGACUUUGUGAACAAAUUGAAAGUGCUUUUGGAGGAAGCAAAUUCGCAUGCAAAUGGCUGUGCCGUGGGAAGAGGGUUCGGAGAGUUCCAGAAAAAAGACUCGUCUGAAGAUAACUUCAUGCUAAAUAGCAUUCCAGCUCACAUCAGCAAUGGCAUGACUGGAAAUAAGCCGGCGAGAACAGUGAAGAUCAUGUUCGCAUUUCUGUCCAUCUUUGACAUAGAGACAAAGAGACAGCAGUUCACCACUGAGUUGGUGCUGCAGGCUAGGUGGACUGAGCCCACUCUCAAACCGAAAGAAGUGAGGGAUGGGACCAUAUGGAGGGAGAAGUUCCCAGCGCACCUGUGGGAGCCAAGACUCAGACUGAAGAAUCUGGAAGAAGUUAAACGUGGCCGGGACGACCGAUGGUACACUGUGCACUACCCCACGUCUGGCUCCGGGAUUGGACCAGCUGAGAUUGUGUUCCGGAGGAAAGUGAGGGGGGCGUUUUAUCAGAAGAUGGAGUUGCAACACUUCCCAGUGGACGUGCAGGCAAUCAGUGUGCAAGUUAGCACUGAUUUUGACAGGAGUGAAAUCACACUCAAGGAAGACGACCAGAACUGUUCCAUCAUCUUCUGCGAGGCGUUCAGAAAUGACCAGGAGUGGAAAAUGUUCGAACAUGUGCAGAUCAAAGAAUCAUCUGGAUCUAACAUCGGCAACAAGAAGUCCUCGCUGGUGGCAAAAUCCUCGUUGGUGGCGGACAAGGCAAUGAAUUACCCCACCCCCACCAUCAAGGCGGUGUUGCACGUGGGCAGGAAGCAGGGCUACUUCUUCUGGAAUGUCUACCUAAUCCUCACCUUCAUCACUCUUCUCUCCUUCUGUGGAUUUGCAAUCCCAAACCACCUGCCCAACUUCAGAAUAGGUACCACCCUCACUCUCCUUCUAACAUCAGUGACAUUCAAACUGACAAUCUCGGGCCACCUGCCGACUAUAUCCUAUCUGACGUUCCUGGACAAGUACAGCUUCAUGACCAUCUCUUUCUUAAGCCUACUUACCAUUGUGUUCGCAUGUCUCGCUUUUAUGAUUGGAUCCGAGUGGCAUCGUUACUGCGCCCUCGCUGACCAAAUCAGUUUCUCAUUUCUGUUUUUAUCUGUUCUUGCAUUUCACAUUUACUAUUAUAACGUAAUCAGUCGUGUUAAACACAGAAAAUCAACCGAAAUGGAACAUCUUGAUUGUUUGUACCAACUGAGUCUGUCCAAAAAUAUAACCAGUAAACACGUCCAGGUGUUGACGAUGAAGAACCUUCUAUCCAGUAGAACCAGUCUGCAUCAAAAUACGAGUAAUUAUAGCCCCAAUCACCACCCACAUUUUUACUCUGGCUUAAUGAGUCACAUGGGUGGGGGACAUGGAGCAGGGCGCCACCCUUCGAGUCUCAACCUGGUCCACAAUCAGCUUGAAGCGAAGUAUUGGAAACAUCAGAUCUCAGAAUUCGACGCAUAAGAACAAAAAUGAAUUCCCCAAAUAACUCAAAUGCUUAGCCAAUUUUUAGUACCAGAAGCACUCACUUUAUUUAUGCAUACAGUAGAAAAUGAGUUUAUUCAAA